AUGACUCACACCCCUGAUAUAAGCACCACAGUUCAAGAUUCGACAUCUGAACCUGAAGAAAGCACCACAGCUAAGGACGACUCUACUUCUGCUCCUGAAAAAAGCACCACAGCUGAAGAUUCGAGUUCUACUGCACCGGAGAUAAGUACCACAGGUGAAGAUUUGACAUCUGAACCUGAAGAAAGCCCCACAGCUGAGGACGAUUCUACUUCUGCUCCAGAAAAAAGCACCACAGUUGAAGAUUCGACAUCCGAGCCUGAAGAAAGCACUACAGCUGAAGGCGAUUCUACCUCUGCACCAGAUGAAAGCACCACUGCUGAAGAGGAUUCUUCUUCUGCUCCUGAAGAAAGCACAACAGUUGAAGAUUCGACUUCCGAACCUGAAGAAAGCUCGACAACUGAAGGCGAUUCUACUUCUGCUCCUGAAGAAAGCACCACAACUGAAGAAUUGACGUCUGACCCUAAUGAAAGUACCACAACUGAGGUCGAUACUACUUCUGCUCCUGGAGAAAUCACCACAGCUGAAGAUUCGACAUCAGAUCCUGAAGAAAGCACCACAGCUGAAGAGGAUUCUACUUCUGCUCCUGAAGUCACCACUACAGCUGAUGACGAUACUACUUCUGCUCCUGAAGAAAGCACCACAGAUGAAGUUUCGACAUCUGAACCUGAAGAAAAUCCCACGGCAGAGGACGAUUUUACUUCUACUCCUGAAGAAAGCACCACAACUAAGGACGAUUCUUCUUCUGCUCCUGAAGAAAGCACCACAGCUGAAGAUUCAACUUCCGCGGCACCUGAGCUAAGCACCACAGCUGAAGAUUCGACGUCUGAACCUAAAGAAAGCACUACAGCUGAAGGAGAUUCUACUUCUGCUCCUGAAGAAAGCACCGCAGUUGAAGAUUCGACAUCCGAGCCUGAAGAACGCACCACAGCUGAAGAGGAUUCUACUUCUGCUCCUGAAGUCACCACUACAGCUGAUGACGAUACUACUUCUGCUCCUGAAGAAAGCACCACAGCUGAAGUUUCGACAUCUGAACCUGAAGAAAACUCCACGGCAGAGGACUAUUCUACUUCUACUCCUGAAGAACGCACCACAGCUGAGGACGAUUCAUCUUCUUCUCCUGAAGAAAGCACCACAGCUGAAGAUUCGACUUCCGCGGCACCUGAGAUAAGCACCACAGCUGAAGAUUCGACGUCUGAACCUGAAGAAAGCACUACAGCUGAAGGAGAUUCUACUUCUGCUCCUGAAGAAAGCACCACAGCUGAAGAUUCGACUUCCGCGGCAACUGAGAUUAUCACCACAGCUGAAGAUUCGACGUCUGAAUCUGAAGAAAGCACUUCAGCUGAAGGCGAUUCUACUUUUGCUUCUGAAGAAAGCACAACAGCUGAAGAUUCGACAUCUGAACCUGAAGUCACCACUACAGCUGAAGAUUCGACAUCAGAGCCUGAAGAAAGCACCACAGCUGAAGAGGAUUCUACUUCUGCUCCUGAAGUCACCACUACAGCUGCUGACGAUACUACUUCUGCUCCUGAAGAAACCACCACAGUUGAAGUUUCGACAUCUGAACCUGAAGAAAACUCCACGGCAGAGGACGAUUCUACUUCUACUCCUGAAGAAAGCACCACAGUUGAUGACGAUUACACUUCUACUCCUGAAGAAAGCACCACAGCUGAAGAUUCGACUUCCGCGGCACCUGAGAUAAGCACCACAGCUGAAUAUUCGACGUCUGAACCUGAAGAAAGCACUACAGCUGAAGGAGAUUCUACUUCUGCUCCUGAAGAAAGCACCACAGCUGAAGAUUCGACUUCCGCGGCAACUGAGAUAAGCACCACAGUUGAAGAUUCGACAUCCGAGCCUGAAGAAAGCACUACAGCUGAAGGCGAUUCUACCUCUGCACCAGAUGAAAGCACCACAGCUGAAGAGGAUUCUUCUUCUGCUCCUGAAGAAAGCACAACUGUUGAAGAUUCAACCUCCGAACCUGAAGAAAGCACGACAACUGAAAGCGAUUCUACUUCUCCUCCUGAAGAAAGCACCACAACUGAAGAUUGGACAUCUGAACCUGAAGAAAACUCCACGGCAGAGGACGAUUCAUCUUCUUCUCCUGAAGAAAGCACCACAGCUGAAGAUUCUACUUCCGCUUCACCUGAGAUAAGCACCACAGAUGAAGAUUCGACGUCUGAACCUGAGGAAAGCACUACAGCUGAAGGAGAUUCUACUUCUGCUCCUGAAGAAAGCACCACAGCUGAAGAUUCGACUUCCGCGGCAACUGAGAUAAGCACCACAGCUGAAGAUUCGACAUCUGAACCUGAAGAAAGCACCACAGCUGAGGACGAUUCUACUUCUGCUCCAGAAAAAAGCACCACAGUUGAAAAUUCGACAUCCGAGCCUGAAGAAAGCACCACAGCUGAAGAGGAUUCUACUUCUGCUCCUGAAGUCACCACUACAGCUGAUGACGAUACUACUUCUGCUCCUGAAGAAAGCACCACAGCUGAAAUUUCGACAUCUGAACCUGAAGAAAACUCCACGGCAGAGGACGAUUCAUCUUCUUCUCCUGAAGAAAGCACCACAGCUGAAGAUUCGACUUCCGCGGCACCUGAGAUAAGCACCACAGCUGAAGAUUCGACGUCUGAACCUGAAGAAAGCACUACAGCUGAAGGCGAUUCUACUUCUGCUCCUGAAGAAAGCACCACAGCUGAAGAUUCGACUUCCGCGGCAACUGAGAUAAGCACCACAGUUGAAGAUUCGACAUCUGAGCCUGAAGAAAGCACUACAGCUGAAGGCGAUUCUACCUCUGCACCAGAUGAAAGCACCACAGCUGAAGAGGAUUCUUCUUUUGCUCCUGAAGAAAGCACAACUGUUGAAGAUUCAACCUCCGAACCUGAAGAAAGCACGACAACUGAAAGCGAUUCUACUUCUCCUCCUGAAGAAAGCACCACAACUGAAGAUUGGACAUCUGAACCUGAAGAAAACUCCACGGCAGAGGACGAUUCAUCUUCUUCUCCUGAAGAAAGCACCACAGCUGAAGAUUCUACUUCCGCUUCACCUGAGAUAAGCACCACAGAUGAAGAUUCGACGUCUGAACCUGAAGAAAGCACUACAGCUGAAGGAGAUUCUACUUCUGCUCCUGAAGAAAGCACCACAGCUGAAGAUUCGACUUCCGCGGCAACUGAGAUAAGCACCACAGCUGAAGAUUCGACAUCUGAACCUGAAGAAAGCACCACAGCUGAGGACGAUUCUACUUCUGCUCCAGAAAAAAGCACCACAGUUGAAAAUUCGACAUCCGAGCCUGAAGAAAGCACCACAGCUGAAGAGGAUUCUACUUCUGCUCCUGAAGUCACCACUACAGCUGAUGACGAUACUACUUCUGCUCCUGAAGAAAGCACCACAGCAGAAAUUUCGACAUCUGAACCUGAAGAAAACUCCACGGCAGAGGACGAUUCCACUUCUACUCCUGAAGAAAGCACCACAGCUGAGGACGAUUCAUCUUCUUCUCCUGAAGAAAGCACCACAGCUGAAGAUUUGACUUCCGCGGCACCUGAGAUAAGCACCACAGCUGAAGAUUCGACGUCUGAACCUGAAGAAAGCACUACAGCUGAAGGAGAUUCUACUUCUACUCCUGAAGAAAGCACCACAGCUGAGGACGAUUCUACUUAUACUCCUGAAGAAAGCACAACAGCUGAAGAUUCGACGUCAAAACCUGAAGAAAGCAGUACAGCUGAAGUUUCGACAUCUGACCCUAAUGAAAGUACCACAACUGAGGUCGAAACUACUUCUGCUCCUGAAGAAAUCACCACAGCUGAAGAUUCGACAUCAGAUCCUGAAGAAAGCACCACAGCUGAAGAGGAUUCGACGUCUGAACCUGAAGAAAGCACUACAGCUGAUGACGAUACUACUUCUGCUCCUGAAGAAAGCACCACAGCUGAAGAUUCGACUUCCGCGGCACCUGAGAUAAGCACCACAGCUGAAGAUUCGACGUCUGAACCUGAAGAAAGCACUACUGCUGAAGGAGAUUCUACUUCUGCUCCUGAAGAAAGCACGACAACUGAAGAUUCGACUUCUGACCCUAAUGAAAGUACCACAACUGAGGUCGAAACAACUUCUGCUCCUGGAGAAAUCACCACAGCUGAAGAUUCGACAUCAGAUCCUGAAGAAAGCACCACAGCUAAAGAGGAUUCUACUUCUGCUCCUGAAGUCACCACUACAGCUGAUGACGAUACUACUUCUGCUCCUGAAGAAAGCACCACAGCUGAAGAUUCGACAUCAGAUCCUGAAGAAAGCACCACAGCUGAAGAGGAUUCGACGUCUGAACCUGAAGAAAGCACUACGGUUAAGAAUUCGACAUCCGAACCUGACGAAAGCACUACAUCUGAGGACGAUUCUACAUCUGCUCCUAAAGAAAGCACCACAGCUGAAGCCGAUACAACGUCUGAUCCUGAAGACAGCACAGUUCAGGACGAUACUACUUCUGCUUCUGAAGAAAGCACCACAGAAAUCACCACAGCUGAGGAUGGUGCUACUUCUGCUCCUAUAGAGAGCACCACUGCUAAAGUAGAUUCUACCACUGGAUCGACGUCUAGCCCGGCGAUAUCACCUUCUCCUAUACCGCCUAUGUCAUGUGCAAGUGGCGCUCCAUACUUACCGCAUCCAUCGGAUUGCCAUAAAUUUAUUCAGUGCAGCAACGGACAUGAGUACAUCAUGCAUUGUCCAGAUGAUCUCUUCUGGAACUAUCAGAAUUUCUACUGUGGGUAUGAUGACAGCGGAUGCUAUAAUAAAGUGGAUCCCGAGGAAACUGUUUGCAAGCACGGCAUGGAUUUUCUACCAGACCCAACUGAUUGUACGAAAUAUAUCCAGUGCAGUAAUGGUCAACCAAUCGUGCAGAAGUGUCCUGAGCCUUUGUAUUGGAACCAAAACCUUAAAAUAUGUGAUUGGUUCAGUAGCUCCUGCAAAACUCUACAAAAGAAUGAAAUAAUAUCUUGUAAAAUGGGUAUGAGUUUCGACGUUCUUCCAACUGACUGUUCGAAAUAUAUUAAGUGUUUUGGUGAGCGCGGUGUAAUAAUGAGCUGUAAUUCUGGACUUUUCUGGAACCCUUUGCAGGAAGUAUGCGAAAAAUCCCAGCGGUUCUGCAAAUAAUAUGUAAGCUUAAACAGUUACUCGCAUUCACUCUUGGUAGAUUUUGUUGUUAAAUGAAUUGAAGAAUAUUACAGAAAAUAUAUAAAGGCAGUACCCAUUCUUUAA
This is a messenger RNA of Drosophila pseudoobscura, 5232 nucleotides long. RefSeq names its product Mucin 68E (gene Muc68E). The transcript has 3 exons. Gene Ontology annotation, molecular function: chitin binding. The record is from RefSeq and is a predicted model, not a curated record. The coding region runs from base 1 to 5127 and encodes 1708 amino acids. Lineage: Eukaryota; Metazoa; Arthropoda; Insecta; Diptera; Drosophilidae. Gene Ontology annotation, cellular component: extracellular region.